GUCAGCCAAGCAAACGGCAAACGGACAAGCCGCGCGCGUGACAGUUGUCUCGAACCAGCAUGGCACGGCGGCGGCGCGCGCUAUCCGACCCGCACUUGGACAGGUGCGCGAGACAAGAGGAGCUUUGACUUUCCUUCCACCUCCUCCACCUCUUCCUCCUCCUCUUCUUCUUCUUCGUCUUUUCACUUCUCGGUCAGUGUGUGGAUUUAUUUGGCGUCCGUGAGCACGAGACUUGAGGAGCGCGCGUCUUUAACCGCUUCGCUACGGAGAACCGCCUCAGUCGUCGGCAGCCAUGAUGCCCCUGAUCGGACUCUUCUGCUGGUCCAGUUGGCGAGUUCUGCAUUCCCAGAGGAGCCCGGACCCCUCAACACCAUCCCCACUGAAGUCGUGAGGAGGUAUCCGGUCUUCCUCGGCCGUGCUCACAGCUCGUCCGUGAAUCAGGAGCCGUUACACCUCCAGAGAGUCCUGCAGGUCAACCGCACGCUCUACAUCGGGGCCAGGGAUGACCUGUUUCGUGUGGAGUUGGACAACAUGGUUGGAGACGAGAUGUUUUACAGUAAGAAAAGGACGUGGGAGUCCAACAGGAACGACAUCAAAAUCUGCAGGAUGAAGGGCAAGCACGAGGACGAGUGUCGUAACUACAUUAAAGUCCUGUUGAGUCGACGAGGCGGUCUGUUCAUCUGCGGCACCAACGCCUUCAACCCGCUGUGCGCCAACUACACAGCAGACACUCUGGAGAUGGUGGGUGAGACAGUCAGUGGUAUGGCACGAUGUCCCUAUGACCCCAAACACGCCAACGUCGCCCUGUUUGCAGGUGGAAGCCUCUACACUGCGACAGUGACUGAUUUCUUGGCGAUUGAUGCUGUGAUCUACAGGAGUCUAGGCGAAACUCCGACACUGCGCACCAUCAAACAUGACUCCAAAUGGUUCAGAGAGCCGUACUUCGUCAGCGCUGUGGAAUGGAGAGAACAUAUCUACUUCUUCUUCCGUGAGAUGGCCAUGGAGUUCAACUACCUGGAGAAGGUGGUGGUAUCGCGGGUGGCGCGUGUGUGUAAGAGCGACGUGGGCGGUUCUCAGCGUGUGUUGGAGAAACAGUGGACUUCUUUCCUAAAGGCUCGACUCAACUGCUCCAUCCCCGGAGACUCGCACUUCUACUUCAACCUGCUGCACUCCACCAGCUCCGUCCUGCAGCUCCAGGGGAGAGACGUCGUCCUCGCAGUGUUCUCCACCCCCGCCAACAGUAUCCCCGGCUCGGCGGUGUGUGUGUUUGAUAUGGAGCAGCUCUCGGUGGUGUUUGACGGCAGGUUUAAGGAGCAGAAAUCUCCCGAGUCGAUCUGGACGCCGGUGGCAGAUGAUCUCAUCCCCAAACCCAGACCCGGCGGUUGCGCUGGUCAGGGCUCCAGGUUUAACUCGUCCACUUCGUUCCCUGACGAGAUGCUGAACUUUGUGAAAACUCACCCCCUGAUGGACGAGGCCGUGCCGUCUGUGAGACAGAGACCCUGGAUCGUCAGGACCAUGGUCAGAUAUCAGCUCAAUAAGAUGGUGGUGGACACGAACGCCGGUCCCCACGGCAACCGCACCGUCGUCUUCCUCGGCUCCAACCGCGGCACCAUCCUCAAAUUCCUCGUCGUCCAUGACGGAGACGACAUGGCGUCCAACGCCAACGUCUUCCUGGAGGAGCUGGAGGGCUUCAACCCGGAGAAGUGUGCUACAGACUCUCCUCAGGCUCGCCAGCUCCUGUCGCUCUCUCUGGACUCGGUCAGUCACACACUGCUGCUGGCGUUCCCGUCCUGUGUGAUCCGAGUGCCCGUAGCUCGCUGCCAUCUCUACUCCCGCUGCAUGAAGAACUGCAUCGCAGCGAGGGAUCCGUACUGCGGAUGGACUAAAGGCAGCACCUGCUCCUUCCUCCGGGUCGGCACCAGGCUUCCCUUCGAGCAGGACGUGGAUCACGGGAACACCUCGCAUCUGGGUGACUGUGACGGCUUACACCAGGAGAGUUACGUGGAGGAACCGGAUGGCCUGGUGUCCGUCAACCUCCUCAUCAUGUGUGCCGUUUCUGCAUUCACCACCGGGGCGGCGCUCUCUGCCCUGAUGAUCUGCUGGCUCAUGACGUUCAAGCACCGGCGCCGCUCCAGAGGCGGGGCAUCGAGCCAGAGUGGGCGUCGCCAUGCCGACAGGGAACAGUGCGUGCUAGGACACGGGCGUAGCAGCUCGGCGAUUAGCGUGACAAGGAUCAGCGGCGUCGACGCGCAGGUAGAAGACCUGUUCACUAACGGCUGGCCUAAAUCUGGCGAAAUCCAGGAUCCGGGAUUGCCGACUCCGGAGCAAACGCCGCUGCAGCAGAAACGGCCCACUCCUGAUAUCCACGACCACACCCAUCUCCACCUUCCGGACUCGGAUUGGGAGCAGAGCCAAACGUUUAUCACCCAAACAGGUCCGAACGCGUCCAUCAUGUACCUGAGUUCCGAUUACUUACAAGGCGUUGACGGAGACCAGCUGGAUGUUCCAGGUAUCCCUAAUGUUGAACGGCAGCGCUAUCUCAUCCUUCCUCAUCCCGCCAUACAGAAAGACCAAAGCAGGCACCAUUCGGCUCCUAAGACACGCAAUUCCGCCAGCGAAUACCGACCGGCGACGCCUCAAGACUCUCCUGAGCGCAGGAAGGUGGUAUCCGCUCCGAAUCCGCACUCGGACUACGGCAAUCCUCCGCACUGGAGCCAAAAUGGCGUCGGCAACAAUGCCAAACCCAACAGACACCACCAUAACUAUCCGCUACAGCCACGUACGAACGCGGCGCUGGUGCGACCCGGCGUCCUCCACGCCACCAGGGGGCUCGGCGAGCUGCAGGACUUCAGCCAUGUUCUGGGAAGGAGGAUGGACAGCGAGAGGAGAGAAAAAGACAGAGAGUGUACAUCCAACGGACAGUAAAGAGGACCGACAAGCUCCCUCUUUUCCAGAGAGACGUGACUCCCGAAACCUGUCUCACUGCCGUCUAUAAAGUCCCACGGUGUUGCUCGGACGACAGUUUUUCAGUCGACCGAGCGAGACAGACUCCAAACCAAGCGUCGAGCCGAGCACUUGCCAGUUAGCCUCGUUCCCUGAACAGCCCCGCCCGCCCCAGACAUCCUUUAGCACUUAGCAUGUUAGCAGGGUUCUCCGCAGCCCCUCUGCCGACGACACGGAGCCACUUUUCAGGAAACCGGAUAUCAGUAUACUGUGAAGUGUUUGCUCGACUCUACAGCCAACAGUAGCAAGUCUGUCUGAGAGGAAACUGUUCAGUGGACGCUAUUCUUCUUCUUCUUUUUUUUUUUAUUUCCCCAGUGCGUGUAUGUGUAUGUGUGUGUGUUUGAUAUUCAGGGCAUCCUGAUACCAGAGGCAAGUCUAGACCUCAGCUCGAGGACUUAACGUAAAGACGCCAGAGCCGAGGACGUCUAGCAGCCGAGCCACACUGGAGAAACAGACUCUUUUACGUUUGUGUUAGAAGCGAUCAAAGGACAAAAGUGACUUAAAGCGAUUUGCGAUCGCCUUUUUUUGUUUGUUUGUUUGUUUGUUUUUAAUCCGGAGUGCGCUUGUGUGGAUACGCGAAACACAAACGUCCUGAUUUUGACGACUGACGGCGACAGCAAGACAGGAUCUCGAAGACGACCUGAAAUCACACGUGAAUUGUUUUUAACCUUGUUAGUCCGCGCCUCUGUCCUUAUUGUGCACGAUUCAUCAGUAUCGAUCACUUAAUAAACAAACUUCUUUUUUUGUUUUUUUUUUGUUUUUCCUUUUGGAACAAACGAAGCGUUUUCUGAUUUUUCGACAUGUCACCACGCACAGGUGGGCGGGGAAACGAAUAUUCAAAUAUCGCUAAUAUCCUGACACGUUCUACCCCACCCCCCGCCCUCCCCAGCCAGCCAGUCAUCAACGUAUAUAUCCUAAAUCACGUUACGAACGAAACCGCGUUCGGAAGUCUGUUUCACGACGUUCCCGUUACCGUAGCGAUACUCCGAUAACGUUAACAGUACAUACCGAGCAGUAGCUAUCUUAUAUUAUGUAGCUAGCCAUGUCCUUUGGGAAGCUGUCGUAUUGUUUGCCAUGAAUUUAUUUUUAUUUUUUUUAAAUAAAAAGUGUAUCACGGGGAAGAAAAAGUGGCGUUUUGUGUAAUUCAGACCGAAGACAGUGAUACAGCUAGCCAGAUAACGUUAGGGACAUCUGUAACGGAGAAUCGAAAAGAGAAACCGUCGUGACCGGCAGACGCCUGUCGCUCGGCAAAAUCAGGACGUCUACGGAAAAAGAGCGUUCGCCGACGAUCACGGAACAGAUCGAGAGACGACACGCCGCGAGCUGCGAGCUCUGGGGUGGUUUAGAAGUAAUAACAGUGAUGCCGAUAAUGAUUGUGGGCGGAGUUUGUGUGUGUGUGUGUGUGUGUGUGUGUAAAUGUUUCUGAAGUGUUUUUGCUGCUGGAUACGAACACUGAGGGCUUUUGUGAGCGUCUUUCUGUCUUUCCGCCUGAUUGACCCGGCCUCUCUUUCUCUUUCUCUCUAAAUCUCCUUCUUUCUGUAAAGUGAAAUGUGAUCUCUCUCUCUCUCUCUCUCCAUCUCGUCUCUGGGGCGCUGCUCCGGGAAGCGUCUCUGAGACACUGAGGCUCUUUGUUGCGGGCCGGACAGACGAGGCUCGUCGAGGCGCUAUGAGUCGGGGCAGCGAGGGAAUAGCAAUGAGCGGCAGAACGAGUCAGUCCCUCUGGGGCUCCGUCCUGAUCCGAGAGAAGGUUUUAGCGGGCCGUCGAAGGGAGCAGGGUGCAAAGGGAGGAACGUUUAACGGCGACCUCGGUUUCUUCCCGCGCUCCCGUAUCCGAAUCAAUUCCAGAACCAGUCAAAUCCAUAAGACGAAUUCAUCGCUGAAGGGGACAGUGACACGAUGGCAUCAUCGAGAACGCCAACCAAUCGGACGCGGUCGAGGAAUGACGGGAACGCUACUGCAUCGUCAUGUCGUCAUAUCAGAUUAUAACGCGCGCCCCUAUCGAUAUCCGAUUCUUAGAAAUAAAUCGUAGUUUCGUUGCGUAAGUCGCGUCAUUGUUGCGUGUUUUAUGUCACGUUAUUUCAUCCCAUUGAGAAGAUGCAGCGUGUCUGGAGCGUAAACACCGUUUCACCGCCGUUUCUCUCGGGAAUACACGUUUUUAUUUGGCAGUUUGCUUGAUUUUUGCGUGCGGAAGUAUGUCGCGGAUUAUUGCUGCAGCGCGCGUUUUCGUUUACUUUUACACACAUUUUUUAAUUUUUUUAUUUGACGAUGAA
Messenger RNA from Ictalurus furcatus (blue catfish), 5273 nucleotides. RefSeq names its product sema domain, transmembrane domain (TM), and cytoplasmic domain, (semaphorin) 6Bb (gene sema6bb). NCBI's taxonomy places the organism in Eukaryota, Metazoa, Chordata, Actinopteri, Siluriformes, Ictaluridae. The transcript is spliced from 17 exons. The record is from RefSeq and is a predicted model, not a curated record. The annotation marks the transcript as partial. Gene Ontology annotation, molecular function: chemorepellent activity; semaphorin receptor binding. Gene Ontology annotation, biological process: negative chemotaxis; negative regulation of axon extension involved in axon guidance; semaphorin-plexin signaling pathway.